AUGGCAUCGCCCAUCCAACAUGACCACGACAUCCCCGAUGACGACGAACUACGCACCAUCUACACGUUCGCGAUCCAGCUAGCCAAAGACGCCGGCAAGAUGCUCCUGGACAGUCUUUACGCGCGACGACGGGACGGACAGGACGGCAGGACCCCCUCCAACCCUUCCAACGAGGAUGUAACUCCCCAAGAACUCACGACGCGCGAAAAACUCAACGCCGUCGACAUCGUCACGCAGACGGACCUCCAAGUCGAGGCGUUCAUCCACGCCGCCAUCUCCGCGCGGUACCCUACCCACGACUUUAUCGGCGAGGAGAUGUACUCUGCCUCUCACUCUGGUGCCACCUCGGGCACCUCCAAGGAAUAUCGCGUCACCCACAAGCCCACGUGGAUCGUCGACCCCUUGGACGGGACCGUCAACUUCACGCACGGCUUCCCCAUGUUCUGCGUGAGCAUUGCGCUCGUUGUCAACCAGGUCCCGGUGGUCGGAGUCAUCUACGCGCCCCUUUUGGGCCAGCUGUUCUCCGCGUGCAAGGGGCAGGGCGCCUUUUUGAACGAGGCGACGCGAUUACCUUUGCUGGGCAGUGCGGGUGUGGGACCUAUACCCUCGGACGCGCCUCGCAGGUGUAUUUUCUCGUGCGAGUGGGGGAAGGACAGGCGGGAGGGGCCCACAGGGAACAUGCGUCGCAAAGUGGACAGUUUCGUGACCAUGGCGAGCGAAGUUGAUGGGCCGGGCGGCAAGGGUGGCAUGGUGCACGGGAUGCGCAGUCUGGGAAGUGCGGCGCUGGAUCUGGCGUACGUGGCCAUGGGGAGCUUUGAUAUCUGGUGGGAAGGUGGGUGUUGGGAGUGGGAUGUCGCGGCGGGGAUAUGUCUCGUGCAUGAGGCCGGUGGGUUGGUCACGACGGCGAAUCCGCCUGAGGACUGGGAGAAGGGAAGGGUCGAGGACGCCAAAUUGGGCGGCCGACUAUAUCUUGCUAUUAGACCGGCGAGCGAUUGUGAGAGUGGCGAAACGGCGAGGCAGGGGCAGGAGAGAUGUGUGAGGGAGGUGUGGCGGAGAGUGAGGACGCUGGAUUAUGAUCGGCCUGGAGGGUGA
Messenger RNA from Cladophialophora yegresii CBS 114405, 1092 nucleotides. RefSeq names its product myo-inositol-1(or 4)-monophosphatase. Gene Ontology annotation, molecular function: inositol monophosphate 1-phosphatase activity. The record is from RefSeq and is a predicted model, not a curated record. NCBI's taxonomy places the organism in Eukaryota, Fungi, Ascomycota, Eurotiomycetes, Chaetothyriales, Herpotrichiellaceae. Gene Ontology annotation, biological process: phosphatidylinositol phosphate biosynthetic process; signal transduction; inositol metabolic process. Bases 1 to 1092 code for a protein of 363 amino acids. The transcript has a single exon.